AUGAGCAUGUGGGCACACUUCCUGCUGGAGAAGCAUGCAGUGAGGGCACCCAUUAAAAAGGCAGACAUGUUGAAGAUGGUCAACAAAAGGCACAGGGAGCACUUCCCCGAGAUCCUCAGGAGAGCCUCCGAGCGCGUGGAGCUGGUCUUUGGCCUAGAAUUAAAGGAAGUCAAGCCAGGCGGUCACUCCUAUACCCUCGUCAGCAGCCUAGACCUCACCAGUGACGGCAGUGUGAGCAGCAUCUCGGGCUUUCCUAAGAAUGGGCUUCUCAUGCCUCUCCUCGGUGCGAUCUUCUUGAGUGGCAACCACGCCUCUGAGGAAGAUAUCUGGGGAUUCCUGAAUAUUUUGGGCGUCUAUGAUGGAAGGAGGCACUUCAUCUUUGGGGAGCCCGGGAAGCUCAUCACCCAAGAUUCGGUGCAGGAAAAGUACCUGGAGUACCGCCAGGUGGCCAACAGUGAUCCUCCACGCUACGAGUUCCUGUGGGGCCCGAGGGCCCAUGCUGAGACCAGCAAGAUGAGAGUCCUAGAGUUUGCUAAGGUCAUGGCCUUCCCAUUCCAUUAUGAAGAGGCUCUGCAAGAUGAGGAAGAGCGAGCCUGA
This is a messenger RNA of Leptonychotes weddellii (Weddell seal), 597 nucleotides long. NCBI's taxonomy places the organism in Eukaryota, Metazoa, Chordata, Mammalia, Carnivora, Phocidae. The record is from RefSeq and is a predicted model, not a curated record.